Molecule: messenger RNA, 2984 nt
Organism: Linum trigynum
Lineage: Eukaryota; Viridiplantae; Streptophyta; Magnoliopsida; Malpighiales; Linaceae
Source: the annotation of a GenBank genome assembly
CAUAUUUGAAUUUGAGAUUUUCAUGUUAAAGACUAAUGAUAGCAGCACUAUUAUCAAAUCAUUAUUCGCAUUCAUUUAUGAUAUACUAGCUAGCACCCGUGACACAAUAAUGAUAUAAAUUCAACUAAACAAAACAUGAAUUGUCUCUAUAUAUUCUUCGGAUAUAAAUUGCUAUUAAUAUAAUGUGAAAUCACAGACAAAUUUAGCUAUGGAGAGGAGUGGCUACCAAAUUUUAUUAUUCUCUUGCGUUAACAUUUUAUUUUUAUCUAGAUAGGAAAAUCUUGUAAAAAAAACGAACGAAAAAAAGAUGAUCGAGUAUAUUUGGUUGGACCAUGGUUGUCACGCCGGCGGCCGUACCACUGGUUGAACCUGGUUCAACCUGUAUGGGUCAUAAAACCGACAUGACACCCUUGGUAUGACCGACAUGAUCGAUAUACGAAUCUCCAAGUAAAAUGAUCUUAUCUUAGUGAAUUUAAUUGAUAAAAAGUCAUUUAUUAUUUGUUUUAUGCGUUAAAAAGUUAAUUGUUGAUGUUAUUUGUUGGAUUCAGGUACAAACAUUUAGGUAUAUACGUUAAAUGUCGUGUUUAAAUAUAAUUAUUUGUAAAUUAUUUGUAAUAUUAACUGGUAUGAACCGGCACAAACCGGUAUGUAUCACCGGUCGAACCAUUCUACUUGCUAAACCAGCACACUGGCAUAAACCGGUUUGACAACCUUGGGUUGGAGAAAGAUGGACAGGAGACCCAUAGAAGUCAGCAUGGUCAAACCGCAAUGACCCUGAACAAGCACUCUUAGGCCGACACGUGUGCGAACCCACCAAGAAAAAACUACCGUCCAAGGCACGUAAAAACUAAAAACCACAUAAAUAAUUAACCAGCAAAUUUAUCGGAGAAACAAAAGGAAAAAAAGAAAAAGAAAAAGAAAUUCGGUUUGAAAAAGCUGGAGAAUUAGGGAUCCAAGAAGAAGGAGAAAAAGAAUCCAUUUUCUUUGUGUGGUCGUUGACAGGGAGAAGAAGAAGAAAGGAAAAAGAAAAAAAAAGCUUCCGAGCAGGGGCGAAAAAGUUCGGCCCUGCUGCUUCGCCGGUGAACGGCGGAGGAAGAAGUAACAAGACCCUCACCGUCAAAAAGGGGGAAGAAAUCAAGAAAGCAGUUCAGGGAGAGACGGGAAACAUAAUUGUUAUCUGUUCGCCAUUUUCGAAACUCCCCUCUCUCUCUCUCUCUCACGCACCCGCCCCAAUUUGCUUUUCCUGGUUUUUUUUAUGAAUUUCUUCCAUGGAUCCUUCGCCCUAGCAUUGGUUCUUCCCCUUUUUCAACUUCCCGUACGCGGAAUUUCGUGGGUUCCCAGGAAUUUGUCUCUCGCCCAGAUUCAAUCUCUUUCUCUCCCCGCCCGCCCACCCACCCACCAUGUACUUGAACCAAUCGGAUUCAUGAAUCUCGCCCCUUUUGCUUCUUUGUUUAAUCCUCGUGUCCCUAGAUCUUGAAUCUCAGAAGUUCAUUUGCCUCUUUCCCCUCAUUUGAAGGGUUGGAUUUGGAUUUGACGGUUUGGGGUAGUGUUUUUCGUUUGGGUGGAAGGAAGGAAGGAAAGAAGGGGAGGAUGGAGAUGUCGUUCAAGGGUGUGGUGAGGGAGAUAAGGGACACCAUGGGCAUCAGAUCGAAGGGGAGGGCUAACGGUAAAGGGAUGAACCAUCACCGCCGGGGGAGAGCCCACAUUGCGCCGGAAGGUGGGUUGGAGGUGCCCGCUCAAUUGGGUAGCUGCGGCGGCGGCGGUGACGGUUGCGGCAGCGAACAACAGGGUUUGUGGGCUACUUUACCUCCAGAACUGCUGAGGGACAUAAUCCAGCGGAUUGAGACAAGAGGGACUACAUGGCCGGCCCGGCGAGACGUGGUGGCUUGCGCCGCAGUUUGCCGGUCUUGGCGUGAGAUCACUAAAGAGAUCGUCAAGACCCCUGAAGAUUGUUGUUGUCUUACUUUCCCCAUCUCCCUAAAGCAGCCUGGGCCUAGAGAUGUUCCUAUUCAAUGUUUUAUCAAGAGGCAAAGAGCUACUUCAACCUUUCAAUUGUACCUUGGCUUGAGCCCUGCUUUGUCUGGUGAUAUGAGCAAAUUGUUGUUGGCUGCUAAGAAGGUUAGGAAGGCAACGAGCACUGAAUUCAGAAUAUCCUUUGUGGGGACUGAUUUCUCUCAAGCGAGCAGAACAUUUGUUGGAAAGCUGAGGUCCAAUUUUUUGGGGACCAAGUUCUCAAUUCAUGACAACCAACCUCCCAGUCCGGAACUGCAGUCCAUUUGUAUGCCACGUCGGAAGAUCAACUCAGUUCAGGUGCCUUCUUCAUGCCCUAGAGGGUAUGGAGUGGACACCGUAGUUUACGAGCUCAACGUCCUACGAACUAGGGGACCGAGGAGGAUGCGGUGCACUAUGCAGACGAUUCCAAUCUCAUCUGUCCUUGAAGGCGGGACUGCUCCUACCCCAACUGAGCUGAAAAAUUUCUGCACCGAGCAGCCAUCUCCAUCUCCUAGCACAAUAGGGAAGAAGACUGCCAUUGUGGACUUGAGCUCAAGCAGCAGCCUUUCGGAUUCCUUGGUUGCUGCUGAGUCUGUAUGCAGAGAUCCUUUGGUUUUAAAGAACAAAGCUCCGAGGUGGCAUGAGCAGCUGCAGUGUUGGUGUUUGAACUUCAAGGGGCGAGUAACUGUGGCCUCGGUGAAGAACUUCCAGCUGGUUGCACAUGCUGAGCCUUCUGUGAAUCUGUCCCCAGAGGAACAAGAGAAAGUGAUUCUCCAGUUUGGCAAGAUUGGUAAAGAUAUCUUCACCAUGGAUUACCGUUAUCCGCUCUCUGCCUUCCAAGCUUUCGCUAUCUGUCUUAGUAGCUUCGACACUAAACCUGCUUGUGAAUGAUAUGAGAUGUAAUGGCGUUUUUGUUUUCCUUCAUCUGUUUACUAAUGCUGUUGUGCAAUAACAAUGCUUGUUGUAGCUUUUGAUAAAAUUUUGGUUGUAUA